Molecule: messenger RNA, 2696 nt
Organism: Oncorhynchus kisutch (coho salmon)
Lineage: Eukaryota; Metazoa; Chordata; Actinopteri; Salmoniformes; Salmonidae
Product: cytosolic purine 5'-nucleotidase-like
Exons: 18
Coding region: 553-2139 (528 amino acids)
Molecular function (GO): 5'-nucleotidase activity
Source: RefSeq, a predicted model, not a curated record
GUUAUUUCAUGGUUUGUCUUCACUAAUAUUCUACAAUGUCGAAAAUAGUACAAAUAAAGAGAAAACCCUUGAAUGAGUAUGUGGACAAACUUUUGACGUAUACGCUAUAUAUCCUAAUGCAAACGUAAUUGCUUUAAAAGUAUGAAGUCAUGUAUUUGUGUGUUGUUUUUGAAAAUCUUUCAGCUUUGUUCAGAUCUCAGAAAACUUGGUAUUUGCAAUCUCGAACCCAAACGCGCGUCGCCCUCUGCGUGUGUGGGGUCUGAUAACAUUUUCUCGGUGUUUUAAGCCAACUUUCACGUACGUGUGAUCAAUUCAUGGGCAAGAUGCGUAGGUCCCAGAGCAUCCACACCCACUUAACUACCGAGUCACGACGUUUAUGAAGGGGAGUGGUUGUUGUUUACUGACGUAUAGGGAAACUCUUCAUGAACACAUCUGCAUAUUCUACAACUUUAAAUGCCUCUCCAGUUUGUAGGCUAAUAGUGAGAUGACAGCUAAUGCUGAGGGGGAUAGUGGCAUCUGAUAUGGGUAGCCGCUAGAGAGUCUGAAACUGCGAUGACUAUGGAGGUUCCGACUCGGAUUGUGAGAAAUCAACCUACUUCAGACCCGAGCGUUGCGCUUGAUGUACCCAUGCUGAAGAACAGGGACUAUCAGCAUAAGGUGUUCGUCAAUAGAAGUGUAACAUUGGAGAACAUCAAAUGCUAUGGCUUUGACAUGGACUACACGCUGGCAGCGUAUAAGUCUCCUGACUAUGAGGAUCUAGGCUUUGAGCUGCUCAGAGACAGGCUGGUGUCUAUAGGCUAUCCCCAUGAGCUACUGCGUUACAACUACGACCCCACCUUCCCCACUCGUGGCCUAGUGUUUGACACAAUGUAUGGGAACUUGCUGAAGGUGGACUCGAAUGGAAACAUUCUGCUGUGCAGUCAUGGCUUCACAUUUCUAAAAAGGGACAAGAUCCAUGACUACUACCCCAACAACUUCAUUCAGAGAGGCAACACUGACCGCUUCUAUAUCCUCAACACACUCUUCAACCUUUCAGAGACGUAUCUGUAUGGCUGCCUUGUGGAACUCUUCACCAGAUGUAGCAGAUAUGUAAACUGCCAGAAAGGCUUCAAAUAUGGUGACUUGUUCAUGUCAUUCAGAAGUAUGUUCCAGGAUGUUCGAGAUGCAAUGGACUAUGUUCAUGAUACGGGCAUUCUGAAGGAAAGCACUCUGAAGAAUUUGGAUAAAUAUGUCGUCAGAGAUCCAAACUUGCCUGUUCUCCUGACUCGCAUUAAGGAGGUGGCCAAAGUGUUCCUGGCGACCAACAGUGACUACAACUACACAGAGGCUAUCAUGAAAUACUUGCUCGAAACUCCACCAGGUGCCAAGAACCCAAAGAAACAGUGGCGUGCAUUCUUUGACCUUGUCGUCGUGGAUACCAGGAAGCCACUGUUCUUUGCAGAGGGAACUGUGCUGAGACAGGUGGACACAAACACAGGGAAGCUCCGCAUCGGAACAUACACUGGAGACCUCCAGCAUGGAACAGUCUACUCUGGAGGCUCCUCAGACAUUGUAUGUGACCUGCUGGAUGUGAAGGGGAAGGACAUCCUUUAUGUGGGGGACCACAUCUUUGGGGACAUCCUGAAGUCCAAGAAGAGGCAAGGUUGGAAGACCUUCCUGGUGGUGCCUGAACUGGCCAAGGAGUUGCAGGUGUGGACAGAGAAGAGUCAUCUCUUUGAAGAGCUGAAGCGUCUUGAUGUCUUUUUAGCUGAGUUGUACAAGCACCUGGACAGUAGCUGUCGAGAGUGCCCAGACAUCAGUGCCAUUCAGACCAGGAUCAAGGUGGUGACCUAUAGGAUGGAUCUUUCCUAUGGCCAGAUGGGCAGCCUGCUGCGGAGUGGCUCAAGACAGACUCUGUUUGCCAGCCAGCUCAUGCGUUACGCUGACCUGUACUCUUCCACCUGCAUUAACCUGCUCCACUAUCCCUUCAGUUACCUGUUCAGAGCCCAAUCUGUCCUGAUGCCCCAUGAGUCCUCUGUGGAUCAUCACCCCCUUAACUUCCCCUCACCCGAGUUCUCCGCUCUGGAUCAUGUCCAGAAGAUAUCUGAAGCCAAGAGGGCGAGUGAAGAAGAUAACACAGUGGAACUGAAAGACACAUAAGGAUGUAUUUACCAGAACAAUUAUUCUGUUUUUCCGACUGUUCCUCCAUAUCUCAAAAAAGGUGGCUGUGUGUUUUUUUUUUUUGACUGGCAAUUAAUUCUCUGCUUUUUAAUAGACAACAAUAUAAUCACAAAUGUAUAGCGCCACCUGCUGGAAGACAGUUUCAUAACUCGUUUUUUGACAGUAUGUAAAGGGGGGAACACGUGGAUAUGUCUCUGAUUAUAGGUUACUGUAUAAGUUCAUAUUUGUUAUUAUUAAUCUGUUUUUAUGUGUGCUUGUCUAUUUAACUACAGUACUUUUACACGUCCUAUUUGCAAUACUGAUUUUGUUCCAUGUGCAAAUGUAUAUUAACUUCAAUGAGCAUGGAAACUGAAACAUUUAAAUGGUCACUGAGCAUAUCAAGUGUUUGUGGCGAAUUAUUAUGCAGGUUGGCUUAUGUAGCCUACGUUUAAUAAGUAUGUAACUAGCCCUGGGGUGCGUGACCAUGGAUAGGUUCAUGUUAUCAUUUUCAUAAACCCACCUAUCUGACAAAAAAACUAAAAUAAUUAUGCUCUCUU